Molecule: messenger RNA, 462 nt
Organism: Tinamus guttatus (white-throated tinamou)
Lineage: Eukaryota; Metazoa; Chordata; Aves; Tinamiformes; Tinamidae
Gene: GDF1
Product: growth differentiation factor 1
Cellular component (GO): extracellular region
Molecular function (GO): growth factor activity; cytokine activity
Source: RefSeq, a predicted model, not a curated record
AUGCGGCCCCGCUCCGUCCGCGCCGCCGUCCGCGCCGCCCUGGCCUGCGCUCUCCUCGGUGCCCUCCUGGCCACGGAGCUGAGUCCGCAGGAGCGUCUGCUGCUGAAAUCGCUGGGUCUGAGCGCCAAGCCCAGCCCCAAACGCCCCGGGCCGGUGCCGUCCGUGCUCUGGAGGAUCUUCCAGAGGAGAAGGACGGCCCCUUCGAGCAGCGGCGGCCCGGAGGACGCGUGUAGGGUGGAGGAAUUCAAUGUCCCUGGCAACAUCAUCCGCGUCUUCGCUGACCAAGGGCACUUUGUUCCCCGCGCGCCCGAGCUCUGCCUGCAGAAGCAGCUCUUCUUCAACCUCUCCGCGCUGGAGGAGGGCGAGCGCUUGACCAUGGCGCAGCUGGAGCUGCGUUUUGACUUCCAGCUCUUUCUCAAGCCAGCAUUGAUGGCACAGCCGCGUCUACUACCUGACAAAUAG